Coregonus sp. 'balchen' is the source of this 6596-nucleotide messenger RNA. The record is from the annotation of a GenBank genome assembly. Lineage: Eukaryota; Metazoa; Chordata; Actinopteri; Salmoniformes; Salmonidae.
AUGGAUGCUCCUGAGUACCUGGAUUUGGAUGAGAUUGACUUCACUGACGAUUCAGCGGUGAGUAGAAGUCCAAAACUCAGAUUUGUUGUACCAGAAAUGGUGGCACACCAUCUGGCUAUGCCAGGGGACAUAACGGGCAGUUUCCUGGACACAGAUUAAGCCUAGUCCUCGACUAAAAACAUUUUCAAUGGAGAUUCUCUAUUCAGUUUGCUUUUUAGUCCAGGAUUUAUCUUAAUCUGUGUCCGGGAAACCACCCAUAGUUGGUAGGCUAUGGUUAAAUAUUUCUAUGUAAUAAGUGCUUGUAAACAAACACGUGGAUGGUCUCUUCCCUGUAAAAGUAUUCUGUGACAUCCUUGAAGAACAUUCCAGAGCUUUCCAGAAGAAACGAUGGUCAGGGAGAAGAAAGACAAGGUAUGUGUGAGUGUGACCAGCCUAGGCCAUUAUUAUUAGCACACCAGGUAGCCUAAAUGGCAUGCUUUAAAAUGAAAACAUAUUUAGAGAUGGAUAGAAAUGUAUACUGAAUAAAAAUAUAAACGUAACAUGCAACAAUUUCAAAGAUUUUACUGAGUUACAGUUCAUAGAAAGAAAUCAGUCAAUUGAAAUGAAUUCAUUAGGCCGUAAUCUAUGGAUUUCACAUGACUGGGCAGGGGCACAGCCAUGCGGAGCCAGGCCCAGCCAAUCCGGAAUUAGUUUCUCCCCACAAAAGGGCUUUAUUACAGACCUAAAUACUAUUUUAUUUCAGAUCAUGAAACAUGGGACCAACACUUUACAUGUUGUGUUUUAUAUUUUUCUUCAGUAUACAUAAUGGAUACCUGGAGGAAAAUGGGGGAGGGCAAUGCUUUUUUUUAUUUCAGUCCAGGGGAGGGUCAUGUAAUUUAUAAUUGAUUACAUUUCAAUAUUUAUCAGUGAUUUAGAAUUAGUUGCUUACUAGGAUGGAUGGAUGGAUACAGUGAGGGGAAAAAAGUAUUUGAUCCCCUGCUGAUUUUGUACGUUUGCCCACUGACAAAGACAUGAUCAGUCUAUAAUUUUAAUGGUAGGUAUAUUUGAACAGUGAGAGACAGAAUAACAACAAAAAAAUCCAGAAAAACGCAUGUCAAAAAUGUUAUAAAUUGAUUUGUAUUUUAAUGAGGGAAAUAAGUAUUUGACCCCUCUGCAAAACAUGACUUAGUACUUGGUGGGAAAACCCUUGUUGGCAAUCAGAGGUCAGACGUUUCUUGUAGUUGGCCACCAGGUUUGCACACAUCUCAGGAGGGAUUUUGUUCCACUCCUCUUUGCAGAUCUUCUCCAAGUCAUUAAGGUUUCUAGGCUGACGUUUGGCAACUCGAACCUUCAGCUCCCUCCACAGAUUUUCUAUGGGAUUAAGGUCUGGAGACUGGCUAGGCCACUCCAGGAUCUUAAUGUGCUUCUUCUUGAGCCACUCCUUUGUUGCCUUGGCCAUGUGUUUUGGGUCAUUGUCAUGCUAGAAUACCCAUCCACAACCCAUUUUCAAUGCCCUGGCUGAGGGAAGGAGGAUCUCACCCAAGAUUUGACGGUACAUGGUCCCGUCCAUCGUCCCUUUGAUGCAGUGAAGUUGUCCUGUCCCCUUAGCAGAAACCCCCCCCCCUCCAUGUUUGACGGUGGGGAUGGUGUUCUUGGGGUCAUAGGCAGUAUUCCUCCUCCUCCAAACACGGCGAGUUGAGUUGAUGCCAAAGAGCUCGAUUUUGGUUUCAUCUGACCACAACACUUUCACCCAGUUCUCCUCUGAAUCAUUCAGAUGUUCAUUGGCAAACUUCAGACGGCCCUGUAUAUGUGCUUUCUUGAGCAGGGGGACCUUGCGUGUGCUGCAGGAUUUCAGUCCUUCACGGCGUAGUGUGUUACCAAUUGUUUUCUUGGUGACUAUGGUCCCAGCUGCCUUGAGAUCAUUGACAAGAUCCUCCCGUGUAGUUCUGGGCUGAUUCCUCACCAUUCUCAUGAUCAUUGCAACUCCACGAGGUGAGAUCUUGCAUGGAGCCCCAGGCCGAGGGAGAUUGACAGUUAUUUUGUGUUUCUUCCAUUUGCGAAUAAUCGCACCAAUUGUUGUCACCUUCUCACCAAGCUGCUUGGCGAUGGUCUUGUAGCCCAUUCCAGCCUUGUGUAGGUCUACAAUCUUGUCCCUGACAUCCUUGGAGAGCUCUUUGGUCUUGGCCAUGGUGGAGAGUUUGGAAUCUGAUUGAUUGAUUGCUUCUGUGUACAGGUGUCUUUUUAUACAGGUAACAAACUGAGAUUAGGAGCACUCCCUUUAAGAGUGUGCUCCUAAUCUCAUCUCGUUACCUGUAUAAAAGACACCUGGGAGCCAGAAAUCUUUCUGAUUGAGAGGGGGUCAAAUACAUAUUUCCCUCAUUAAAAUGCAAAUAAAUUUAUAACAUUUUUGACAUAUGUUUUUCUGGAUUUUUUUGUUGUUAUUCUGUCUCUCACUGUUCAAAUAAACCUACCAUUAAAAUUAUAGACUGAUCAUUUCUUAGUCAGUGGGCAAACGUACAAAAUCAGCAGGGGAUCAAAUACUUUUUUCCCUCACUGUAUAUAUAUACAUAUAUCACACACACACACACACACACACACACACUACCAGUCAAAAGUUUGGACACAUCUACUCAUUCAAGGGUUUUUCUUUUGUUUUUACUAUUUUUUACAUUGUAGAAUAAUAGUGAAGACAUCAAAACUAUGAAAUAACACCUAUGGAAUCAUGUAGUAACCAAAACAGUGUUAAACAAAUCAAAAUAUGUUUUAUAAUUGAGAUUCUUCAAAUAGCCACCCUUUGCCUUGAUGACCGCUUUGCACACUCUUGGCAUUCUCUCAACCAGCUUCAUGAGGUAGUCACCUGGAAUGCAUUUCAAUUAACAGGUUUGCCUUCUUAAAAGUUAAUUUGUGGAAUUUCUUUCCUUAAUGUGUUUGAGCCAAUCAGUUGUGUUGUGACAAGGUGGGGGGUAUACAGAAGAUGGCCCUAUUUGUUAAAAGACCAAGUCCAUAUUAUGGCAAGAACAGCUCAAAUAAGCAAAGAGAAACGACAGUCCAUCAUUACUUUAAGACAUGAAGGUCAGUCAAUACUGAAAAUGUCAAGAGCUUAAGAUUUUGAAGAAAAUGUAACGGAUCCGAUUAUAUGAAGUGAUCUAUAACAGCGCUUUGGUCCGUGACUCUUCAUGAUAGAAACAAUCUGUAAAAUACCUGGGAAAGACAUGACUCCGAUGCAUAUGGAGAUGUCAUUGUUUUGUUUCUUUGAUAUUCAGAGGCUGAGCGACAACCAAGGAGACAAAAAAUUGACUUUGCUUGGGAAGUAAUCUAAUUCUGUCACUAGCAAUUGAUUUUAAGCUAUUUACUUUCUGUACAAUAGAAGAUAUUUAAACCCAGACUGCUUUUAGGGAAACACUUGUGACUUUCUCUCAUUGGGUUAAGCCACGGAAGAUGAGUAGCCAGCAUUUAAAGCUUAAAAUGUUAUGCGUCAGUAGUCCUACUCUGUCUGGGGUGGAAAGGUAGGCCUAACUUUUGAAAGUACCAUGCACAGAUUCCUAAUGACGUCUCAGAUUUAAUUAUUUGCAAAUGGGUUCAGUUUCGUUGCAAACAAGAUACACUAAUUUGGCAUUGGAGAAAUAUGAUAAGAUGAACACAUAGGCCUAUCUCUCUGUCCAUUCUUAGUCUGUAAUUUGUGUGGUAUUAAGAUUCUGCUAAUAUGUAAAAUUACGUAUAAUUGUUUUAUUUGAAUUUUAUAAAGGCUCUUUUUUUUCAGACCUGCAAAUAUGAUAGAUUCAUGCAAUACUUAUACUAUGAAGAUCUUUUCACCCCUACUCUUGUCCACGGUGGUCUGAGAACCCACAACCUUCUGGCCCGCAGCCCUGUGCGCUAUCAAAAUUCCUGCGUUGCCAUGUAAUGCUUACAGGAAUAAGAACAGUUUUUAAAACAGCAUAUCUAAGUCUCUGGUCUAUCCAAGACGUAGGGUAAACGGUAGACAUUUUCUCUGCUAUCCACUUUCUUUGAAUUAUUAUUUUGGGUAUAGGGGAGGGUCACGUUUUUUUUUUUUUUAGUGCAUUUUUUGUUUUGCUAGAGGGAGGGCCAUCCAGUUGAAAUUCAGAGCGGUCCGAUUUUCUCCAUGUAACCCUUAUUAUAGAUAACGUUCUCUCCCUUAGCCCCAGCCAUCAACUGGAGUCGCGGCGUGUCGUCACAUAGCGGCGGUGGAAUCAAGCCGACCGGCAUCACCGACGUCCACACCAAAUUCCGACCUGUGAAGAGGGUCUCGCCACUCAAACAUCAACCAGAGACCUCUGACAACGAGGCUCGGGCUCACAAUGAAGAAGGCAGCAACAAAGAGGAAGCCUCAGAUGAAACGCCUGCGGCCUCAUGCGAAGGCCAGGGAUCUAAAGCCAAGAGCAUGGGCACCGGAGGAGCUCUUUUCGGGGAGCUGGAGCACUACGACCUGGACAUGGAUGAGAUACUGGACGUGCCUUACAUUAAAUCUAGCCAUGUCUCCACUCUUCCCAGAGUUCCCCAUGACAAAAGGACGGUGGGCAGCAUCGGGGAUGGUGGCGCCAGUGACAGGUACCACGGCGUUAAGACCUCAACACUUCCCCACUCUGAGAGCCUAGGAAGUGUCACCCAGUACGGUGUGCUCUCGCCCCUCAAGUGGUCUGAUAUGAGCAAGUCCAAAUCUAUGGACCCGGACUAUCACCGCCCACCCACUGGGGGCUAUGACCACUCCACACCAGGCCAGCUUAGCUGUUCUUCGGCCUCGGACAUGGACAAACUUUUAGCCAACAGGGCCUACCCGGAGCCAACGGCACACAAGGCAGGGGGUGACACCCCUGGGAGCAGCCAGGCUUUGAUGAUCCCCCUCCAGGGCUGUGCUGGGGCUAGGCAGGACAGCAGUAAGACCUGGAGCAGUAUCAGACUGCACGGAGAGUGUGAUGAGGAUACCAAGAAAUCCAAGAACAUCAUCAAUAUCAUCCGAGAGGGGCAGAUUUCUCUGUUGGUAAGUCAACAGUUUGGAAUUGACAGCCUAAUACAGAAGCAUGUCUGUUCCACAAAAUAUAUUCCCAAAUAAAUAUUUUGCUGCAUCAAUUGGGCUACAGGUGGUAAUUCUAAUAGCACAUCCUGAUAAUAUAGACCAUGUUUAGGCUAUAUGCAUGGUCCAAUAUGUAAAAAAAAAAAAUAUAUAUAUAUAUAUAUUUUCAAUAUGUUAUUGGGCUCAUUUCUGGAGGGGGAACUUAUAUUUUAGGAUGUGUCUGUGUCCUUUUAUUUUUAUACAUUUUGGAGUAGAAUGUGACCUUUUAAAAGGUCACCAGAACUGAGCUUGUCAGUCCUUCUACAUAAAAAUUAUUCCAAGGAGGACGCUGGACCAUGUAAGCAAGGGGACUGGAAUUGGUCAAACUCGCAGUUUAAUUCAUGUACAAGAUUAUCCUCUUUCCCAAAAAGCAUGAUGGUCAUGACGUUUUUUACAUGAAAGGGGAGGUUAACUUGGGCUCAGUAAAUCGAUCUGAGAUCGACUUGUUUCAGUCACUGGAUUAUUUGUUGUUGCUUUCACCCCUGUUAUCGACACAACCACUGAUCGUAAGCACUUUGCUAAUAUCGUUCAUUACGAUAAGUAACUUAUACUGUGAAGUUUGAAAUGAAAUAAUUUGGCUAAUAUGGGUGAUUGUUGAUGGCUAUAAUCAUCAACCUAGUAGUAGUUUCAAGGAUCAGUAAAAAAAAAAAAGGUACACAUUAAUGUUAUAAAGUUAUCGUUCUAUUUAUAAUUAUCGCAUCAAUUAAGGCAAUUUAUCGCGAUGUGGAUUUUUGUCCAUAUCACCCAGCUCUAAGUGAUAAGCUUAUAUGAACAAGACCGGUUUGUAUCAACAACUCACUGAGUCUUUUACCUGGUGUUCUCUGGCCACAGCCUCACCUUGCCACUGAUAACCUGGAGCUGAUCCGGGACGAGGAGGGGAACAACCUGCUCCACAUCUCUGCGGCCCAGGGCCACGCCGACUGCCUGCAGCACCUCACCUCCCUCAUGGGAGAGGACUGCCUCAACGAGCGCAACAUCCACCAGCUCACGCCUGCUGGGCUCGGGGUGAAGGUGAGUGAGGGGUUAGAGGUUUGGUCAGGGCCUCUAGGGAACCAAAUUGUGCGUGUGGACAUGUCCACCUGCCAUACCAACCAAGGCAGACGCCUAGAUUCUGUGGCACCCUUUUCCCGUAUAGUGCACUACUUUCGAUCAGAGCCCUAUGGGCCCUGGUCAAUAGGGCUCUGGUCACAAGUAGUGCACUAUGUAGUGAAAAGAGUUGGUUGUUAGUUACGACCUUGACACUCCUGAGGAGAAAGAUAACACCAUGUCUCUGACUGUGUACGUCUGGGCUUUGGAUACUUAGCUGUAUUUGUCAGGUUUACCCUCUUUCAUUCCCUCUGUUAAAUUAAAGAGUAUCAGGACAGUGUCGCAAUCAAACUGAUCUACAGAAUAACCUGUGUGUAUGCAGAAUGGCCAUUUGGAGUGUGUGCGCUGGAUGGUGAGUGAAACGGAGGCCAUCGCAGAGCUGAGCUGUAGCCGAGAGCACCCCAGUCUCAUCCACUACGCAGCCCGCUACGGACAGGUGAGGGAGACUCACACCGGCGUAUAA